Papaver somniferum (opium poppy) is the source of this 1756-nucleotide messenger RNA. RefSeq names its product putative ribosomal large subunit pseudouridine synthase SVR1, chloroplastic. Bases 91 to 1353 code for a protein of 420 amino acids. The record is from RefSeq and is a predicted model, not a curated record. The transcript is spliced from 10 exons. Gene Ontology annotation, biological process: plastid translation; maturation of SSU-rRNA from tetracistronic rRNA transcript (SSU-rRNA, LSU-rRNA, 4.5S-rRNA, 5S-rRNA); pseudouridine synthesis. Gene Ontology annotation, molecular function: RNA binding; pseudouridine synthase activity. Lineage: Eukaryota; Viridiplantae; Streptophyta; Magnoliopsida; Ranunculales; Papaveraceae. Gene Ontology annotation, cellular component: chloroplast.
UUAUCUUGUAGACGACGUAGUAGAGAGUUGGAAAACUAGGAACUCCCAAAACAUCGCUCUGCCAGCGCGGGAAAGAAAGAAACACCUUCAAUGGCGGCAGCAGCAGCAAUGGCAGCAGCAGCGUCAAUAGCAUUAUCAUCCUUAUCCAUAUCAUCAACUUCAUCAAUUUUCUCAAAACCUAGUCUUAAUUGUAGAAAUAUUAAAAGAAUUCCCUUUAUUAGGUCUGCCAUUUCAUCAUCUUCAACCUCAAAGAAAACUGAAUUUAACAUUUCUUUUGGUUCAUCUGGAAGUACCACAAAGACCGUAAAUCCUAAAGAAGAAAAUUCACCAAAAAAAUCAUCAAAAAGUCUUGAAUCAUCGUCAACCCCAUCAGUUCCAUUUUUAAUUCCUUGGAUUGUUCGUGGUGAAGAUGGGAAACUUCAAAUGCAAUCUACUCCUCCUGCUCCAUUACUUCAUGCUAUGGCUACUGCAAAUACAUCCACUCCUACCAAGAAGAAGAAGAAAGUCAGUGCUACUAAAGGGGUUUUGACUUCUGUACCUAAACAUUCAAAGGCUGCCAGAAGGUUUUAUAACGAGAAUUUUAGAGAUCCUCCUCAACGUAUAAGUAAAGUUCUUGCUGCUGCUGGAGUGGCAUCAAGGCGGAAAUGCGAAGAGCUAGUUUUUGAUGGCCGCGUUACCGUCAAUGGUUCUGUUUGUAAUACUCCUCAGACUAAAGUAGACCUUGCAAAGGAUAAUAUAUACGUUAAUGGAAACCGCAUUUCUAAGAAGCUUCCUCCAAAGGUGUAUUUAGCUCUUAAUAAACCAAAAGGGUAUAUUUGUUCUAAUGUGGAUAAGGAGUUGAAAUCUGUCUUUGCAUUGCUUGAUGAUUACUGGAAGGGUUGGAGUAAACAAAAUACAGGGUUGCCAAGGCCUCGGCUAUUCACUGUCGGUAGACUUGAUGUUGCCACUACUGGGCUGAUUAUUGUUACUAAUGAUGGGGAUUUCGCUCAAAAACUUUCACAUCCUUCGUCCAACUUAACAAAAGAAUACAUUGCAGCUGUUGAAGGUGUUGUUAGUAAACGACAGUUAGUAACCAUCAGUGAAGGUACGGUUAUCGAUGGUGCCAAAUGUAUACCUGAUGCUGUAGAGUUACUACCGCAACAGCCAAAUGUAUCUAGAUCUCGGCUUCGAAUCGUGGUACAUGAAGGGAGAAAUCAUGAAGUCCGGGAACUUGUGAAGAAUGCUGGACUUGAGAUCCACUCUCUGAAGCGUAUGCGGAUAGGAGGUUAUGGACUUCCCUCAGACCUUGGGCUCGGGAAAUACCUCGAAUUAAAACAAGGGGACCUCAAAUCAUUGACUGGAGGGAGGAGCUAAAGACAGUUUCUGCUCAAUGCCCUUAUUGCUGGUAUACCCUCCGAUUGACCGCAGUUUCACAGCUCUCUUUGUCGGAGAUUGUUUAGCUGGUAUCCGUAAAGGCCCCCUCACCUUUAUAAUCUUAGUGCGGUAGGAAGGUUCAAUCAGUAUUGUUCUCAAAUCCAUACUCAAUUCCAGUAUGUAAUCCAUGUUUAUAUAUUGUAAAUGUCAGGCAAACAUGUAUUCAAGAGUCGAUUAAGCGGAGGCGAGAGUCCACCAGAAAUUUACAGUGGGAUAAGGCUCUUAAGAUUUGUAUUACAAUUUUUUGGUUGGAGACCUAGGUAUUCUACCAACACACAAAUUUCUUCAUGAUUUUCCUGUUUGUCAAUGAAGACUAAUAAUACAUCCAGUCAUCCACUUGCGA